UAUUUUUACACAUUUUUCUAAUAACCUCUUCACUUUCAGAAAAUAUAGGCGUUUACAAUUAUUAAAUACUUACUCGACGAUGAAAUCGAUGACGGCAUGCGUUACUCUUCUACUGUAUUACUUAUUCUUCAUUUCACAAGUUAGCUCCUUCAAAGAUUAUGUACUUCGAGAUCUUGGCUGUUGGCAAGACAAAGGUGCCAGAGCGAUUCCCAGCAUUGAAACAAAACUACACGGUUCUUAUAAAUCACGUGUGAAUGCUAUUCAGCAAUGCGCGCACGCAGCUAAAAUUUUAGGAUAUUCUGUAUUUGCUAUCCAAGAUGGAGGAUGGUGUGCUUCAGGAUCAGCUGCUUUCAAAACUUACACAAAGUAUGGACCUUCAGAUAAAUGUAAAAGCGACGGAAAAGGAGGACCAUGGGCCAAUCAAGUUUACGAAAUUGAUACUGUUUUGAAAGUGCAAUAUAGGCCGGUUGGCUGCUUCAAAGACACUGGGAAAAGAGCGAUUGAUACUGUUGAGAAACGUUAUGUUGAUCUUCAUGAUAAUUAUCAACAUCGACAGGAUGCAAUAGGAAAAUGUGCGAGAAUCGCGGCUUCUCUUGGAAACAGUGUUUUCGCGCUGCAAAACGGGGGAUGGUGUGCUACCUCGUCUUCUGCGUCUUCCACUCACAAUAAAUACGGUUACUCGCAAGACUGUCAGGAUCACGGAAAGGGAGGUCCUUGGGCAAAUGCCGUUUACGAGAUUACUUCUGUUGCAAAAAUCACACUUGAACGUCUCGGCUGUUUCGCCGACAAAGAAAGUCGAUCGCUACCUUUCUUGGAAAGGCCUGAAAUAUUGGGCGGUGAAUACCAGAAAAGACCUCAAGCCAUUGAACAAUGCGUAAGAUAUGCUUCGGGAUUGGGACAUCUCAUCGUUGGAAUUCAAAAUGGCGGUUCUUGCAUGGCAGGAAUUCAUUAUGCAAAGUAUGGAGCAUCAACAAAUUGUAAAUCGAAUUCGAAAGGUGGAUCAUGGGCAAAUGAAGUUUUCAAAAUAGAUAUUAAAAAGCUCGAAACCGGAUUUCCAAGACUUCCUAGACAUGAAGAAUAUUACUUGAACAAUCUGGGUUGCUGGACUGACAAAGAAAAUCGUGCUAUUCCCGUUGGUUUAGAAGGAACCAAUUCUAUUUUGAUCGGUGAAUACCAGAAAAGAAAGGAUGCUAUUCGAAGAUGUGCUCAAGCAGCUAUGGCUCGCGGAUAUAACAUUAUCGGAGUACAGAAUGGGGGCCAAUGUUGGACUGGAGUAAACGCUCGAAACACUUAUAGAAAAUAUGGACUUUCUAAUAAAUGCUCAAAUGGCAAAGGUGGGAACUGGGCAAAUGAAGUUUAUGAAAUCAACACAAUAUGGGAUCCAAAUUUCAGCGGGCUCGGUUGUUUUAGAGAUACAUCAGCGAGAGCUAUUUCCACCAUUGAAACUAUGAACCCAUUACUGAAUGGAGAGUAUCAAAAAAGAUCCGAUCCUGUACGAAAAUGCGCCAGAGUUUCUGCUAGUUUUGGUCACACUGUAUUUGCCAUCCAAAAUGGAGGAUAUUGUCAGAGUUCAGCAAACGCUGGUUCGGCGUACGCGAGGUUCGGCCGAGCGGAUAACUGUGGAAGAGGAAAGGGCGGUUCAUGGGCGAUGUCAGUCUACAAGAUUUCAGAUGCAAUGGACUUUUACAUCGAAAGUCGAGGAUGUUGGGCAGAUGAUGCUUUCCGUACUAUUCCAACAGUCGAGAGCGAUGGACCAGAAUUCAUGAGUCAACCUGAUUAUAAGAAAAGAGAAGAUGCUUUAGGGAAAUGCGCUCGUUAUGCUCGUUCCAGGGGAUUUAGAUUUUUUGCUCUUCAAGAUGGCGGAUAUUGUUCAGCCUCAAUUGACGCUGAAAAUACAUACAGGCGAAUUGGACCUUCUCAAAAAUGCAGAAAUGAUGGUAAAGGAGGACCUUGGGCUAAUCAAGUGUACGAAAUUGUGCCGCAGAAGUUAGCUUGAAUUGAUCAAUAUAAUAUUGACAAAGAAAGCAAGAAAAUUUCAUCACCGACAACUGUUCAAUCUUAUUAUGGCAGUUUAGAGCAUAAUUGUUGAUGUAUUAUCUCGAAAUUACGUCUAAAAUUUUAAAUUAUUGUAUACGUUUUAUUUGUGAAUAACACAUUACGAAGUAUGCGAAUUAACAAAAAUAAAACAUGUACCACUUAAAA
Messenger RNA from Styela clava, 2202 nucleotides. RefSeq lists its product as uncharacterized. The record is from RefSeq and is a predicted model, not a curated record. Lineage: Eukaryota; Metazoa; Chordata; Ascidiacea; Stolidobranchia; Styelidae.